This is a messenger RNA of Lecanosticta acicola, 540 nucleotides long. The record is from the annotation of a GenBank genome assembly. Lineage: Eukaryota; Fungi; Ascomycota; Dothideomycetes; Mycosphaerellales; Mycosphaerellaceae.
AUGCCUUCGAAAUUGAACAAAGUGCAGAAGCACGUGUCGAAGAAGAAGGGCGCCAGGAUCAAUGCGCUGCACGAGAACAGUCGAGAUGCGCAGCGUCUACGCAAAGCCGGAGCAAGAGACGAGAGAGUCGCCCGGAUCACGGCGACAAGGCAGCAAGCAAAUCGGCCGUGGCUGGACCGCAUCGCUUUCUUCCAGGACCAUCUUCCUGCCACCUUGCACCCCAUGGAUGUGGCCCAGAUGAGGGAUCUCGUUCAACAGUUUCUCGCCCGCCACGACGAAGAGCUGGCUCAGCUGAAGGCGGAGCGAAGACCGGGACGGCCGCCAUCCAACAGACAGACGCUGCUCGAACAGCAGGUCAAAGCAGAAGCGCAGGAGUAUGAGAGCGGGCUGUGGUUUCCGAAUCUACAGGAUGAAGAGACGCUGGUGAAGCUGGAUGGUUGGGCUGGCGAGUGGAUGAGUCUGGCCGUUCUGAGGUUCAUUCGGGUCGCGAAGGACGGUGAGGUAAAAGAGAGCCAGUUUCCGCCGCGUGGAGCAUCUUAG